AAUGUUAGUAAAAAAUAAAUAUAUUUGUCGCAGAGUUGCAAAAAUGUCAUUUAACUACAGUGACUGUAAAAAUGAAAACAAAUAUAAUACUUGCGUUCGAUAUGUCAUUUCCCUACCGAAAAAUUCAAUGUGAAUGCAACAACAAACCUUUUUUAAGCGUACUAUUCGCCACACCAUCACCCAUCCCAGCAUAUAUUCGACCGAAUAGACCACAUCCAGCACGCAGUGAAGAGCUGAGAUUUCUACCAUUUCAUUCAGAAAAAACCACGGCUUGGUUUGGUUUGUGUGCCGGUGGAAUCAUCGGUCAAUAUUUCUUCAAAAAUGAUGCCGGUGAGAAUGUAACUGUCAAUGGCGACUGUUAUCGCGCCAUGAUAACCGACUAUUUGAUGCCUGAAAUUGAAGCUCGUGAUCUCGGCGACAUUUGGUUUCAGCAAGAAUUUAUUGGAGAACACUUAGAUGAGAAGAUAAUUACACAUUUUGGGCCGGUCGAUUGGCCAUAAAGAUCGUGUAAUAUCACACUGUUAGACUUUUUCAAGGGAGGAGAAAGUCUAAAGUAUAUGCGAUCAAUCCCGCUUCGAUUCAGGCCUUGGAGCAAAACAUCACGCAUCAUGCUUGAACGAGUCAUCGAAUAUUGGAACCAACGGAUGGACCAUCUGAGACGUAGCCGCGACCAACAUUUCAAAGAGAUAAUCUUCAAAAAAUAA
This is a messenger RNA of Bactrocera oleae (olive fruit fly), 704 nucleotides long. The record is from RefSeq and is a predicted model, not a curated record. NCBI's taxonomy places the organism in Eukaryota, Metazoa, Arthropoda, Insecta, Diptera, Tephritidae.